AGCCUUUGGCCGAAGGGCGGGGCUGUGUUGAUGACGUGUCCGGGGCGUGGCGGAAGUGCGGCCGGAAUAGAGGAGUCGGUCUGUCUCCCCUCCCACAUGAGCCUCCCCCGGGAUGAGCUCCAAGGCCAAGAGGGUGCUGCCCACCCGCCCUGAGCCCCCCAGCGCGGAGCAGAUCCUGGCCGACGUGCAGGGCACGCUCCCGUCCGACCCCGUGUUCGUCCUCCCCGCCGAGCCCCCCCAGGACCCCGGCCCCGCUCCAGGCUGCCCCGAGCCCGCGGCCGAGGAGCGGGAGCGGCUGUACCGGCAGAUCCGCUCCUACGUGGGGAUGAACCAGCGGCUGCAGCAGUCCCGGGAGCAGCUGCGGGAGCGGCGCCGGGAGCUGCAGAGGGUCGGGGAGGCGCUGGACCGCGGCAUCGCCGAGAUGAGGCAGAAGGCGUUCUGAGGGACCGUGGUGGGCGCCUCGGGACACCCCCACGCUGUGGUUUCACCUUCCCAAAGCGAUUUGCGUCGGGAGGAUCCGGAUUUGCCAGGACAGCGCCGGCUGUGCCACCCCAGUGAGCUUUUCCCAGGGAACACCGGGAUCUGCCAGGCCAGCACGGUGGCACCUUCCCGGUGCUGGGAUAAAGGCUUGCACCCCUCCUUCUGCCCCUGAACCGGCUGCCAUGUCCCUCGUGGGUGGCACAUCCUCUGCUCCCUACGACUUUUCCCUCUGGUACUUCCCCGAGGAUGACCCCAUCGCCUCCCGCAUCGCGGAGCGCCUGAGGGAGGAGGGAUUUCGGGGCUUCACUGAGCACCAGGACCGAGUGGCCGGGACAUCUGUCAUCCUGACGGCCGUGGAGGCCAUCGAGGCCAGCCGGGUGGCCAUCCUGCUCCUCUCGGCCAAGUCCCUGGGUGACCGGUGGUGCCAGCGCGUGUCCCAGUGGAACCUGUUCCGCAACAUCCACCAGCGCGGCCCCAGGGUGGUCCCCGUGUGCGUGGGGGUCACCAGAGCCGAGGUGCCCCCGUUCCUGCAGCACCUCGUCCCGCUGGAAUACCAGAACGAGUUCUUCUUCCCGCGGCUGCUGGCCAGCCUGAGGUCCCGCCCAAGGAGCGGGGCCAGGCGGGUCCCGCCCAAGGGGACGAACUGAGGGACCCCCCUGAGGGGGGCUGGGUCGGGGGCCAGCACCGCCCCAUGGUGUGAAAAACUGCCCUGUUUUGCUAAUAAAGGUGGUGGGAAUGGGUCACAAAUCUCACAAAACCCCA
Haemorhous mexicanus (house finch) is the source of this 1242-nucleotide messenger RNA. RefSeq names its product chromosome 29 C19orf25 homolog (gene C29H19orf25). Bases 113 to 442 code for a protein of 109 amino acids. Lineage: Eukaryota; Metazoa; Chordata; Aves; Passeriformes; Fringillidae. The record is from RefSeq and is a predicted model, not a curated record. The transcript is spliced from 3 exons.